AUGCCACUUGAUGAUUUACCAACUUUGAGUGAUGAUGAUAAAAAUAUUGUUCGUUUACUUGUAACAAGAAAUGAUCGACAUAAAUUUUCAGAUGAAAAAAUAUCCAAGGUCUUUGAUGAAGUUGAUGUCAGUUAUUCACGUGUUAUGUGUCGUCUUGCUUGGCAUAAUUUAUUUCCAAAACUUAAUACUGAUCAAGUUUUUAUCAAACAACCCAGUCAAAUUCAAACAGGAAUGCUUAAUUUUCAGGAAGUCAAUAAGUAUAUUCACUGGAAAAUAAUAUACAUUCAUCCAGAAGUUUAUAAUGCAGUAUGUCAAGUUAUUGGAAACAGCCAAGAGCUAUCAAGCAAAUGUUUCUUUGAAGUAAAUUAUGUAAAAUCAACAGUAAGCUUGGAUGAUUUUGAAUGUCAACAAAAAAAAGCUUUAAACAUGACGAUGAAAUAUUUGAACACUAAUUGGUUAAAUAACGUCGUUAAAAUAAUUAAAACAUCGUUUAAUAAAAUUGGCAAAGGUUGUUUUGAUCUAAAUCAACAUAUACCAUAUGUUUAUGAUGUUAUUAAAUUGAAAAGAUUUAUUUGUUUAAAUAUAUUCAUCAUGCAGAGUAUUCUGAGAACCUUGGUGCUCGACUCUUUGAAUAAAUAUUUAACAUUAUUGGAAACUCCAACAGUAUCAAUAAUGAAUGUUCAUCCAGAUUUUGUUUGGGGUAAUAAUUUAGUUGAUACACAAUUUCCUUCAGCUAUGAAUCCAAUUUUCAGAGUUGAAUUACAAAUUGAUGCACAUGGAGGGAUUUAUUUGACUGACUUGCUAAAUUUUCAGAAAAUUAUUAUUGAACGUUUGGAUGAUGCUGUAAUUCAAAGUCAUUAUAUAAAACAAGUUCAUCCAUUUCUCUUGCAAGAUUUAAAAUUUUCACCAAGUCUUUAUCUAAGUUCAAUUGGUCUUUUGAGUGAAGAAGUAUGUCAAACACGAGAUCGUCUAAAAGUUGCCUAUGAAAAAUCCCUGAUUCCUCUUGGAGCAUAUGCUAAAGAGUACAAUAAAUAUUUAGAUUUGUACAUUCUUGAUGUCACUGAGUAUAUUGCCUCCAUGCGACAAGAAGGAAUUUCAACAUUAAAAAUACAAGAAGAAAUAUCAUUUCAAUAUGCUUCAAUGCAAGAUAUGCAUCAACGUUUAAGAGAUGAUCCUCCUAAUAUUGAGGGAAUUGUUGAGACUCGUGAAUACAUGGACGUUGUACCAUCUAAUGUUGCUGAAAUUAACGAAAUUUUUGAACAACUUAGAAGAGAAUAUGAUGUUUUAGAUUCAUUCAAAUGGAAUAUUCCAGAUGAAGACUUUCAGUUGAAAUGGAUUUGUGUUGGAUAUCCUCUUAAAAUUGAGCAUCAGCUUAUAAAAACAAGUGAAAGAUUAUUAGAGUUAUCAGAAAACUAUAUAAAAACUCAGCUUAUCGAUGAGCUUACUUUGUCUGAAGAAAUUGAUAAAGUAUCUAGAUAUUUAAUUGAAAUAAGUCGACAAACAGAUCCCGAAAAAAUUUAUAAUAUUGCAAGUGAUGUUAAAAAAGCAUGGCAAGAACUUAAAAUGUGUAAGGAGCAAUCAUUUAUUUUUAAUGAAAGACGUCGUCUUUUUAACAUGCCAAUGAACACAUUUCAUGAACACAUUAAUUCAAUUGAACAUCAAUUAGAAAUGUAUAAAAUUUUAUGGUGCACUGCUUCUGAUUGGAAAAAAUCUCAUGAAGCUUGGUUGAAAAAUCCAUUAGAAGAUAUUGAUGCUGAAGAAGUUGAAUUGACUGUAAAUCAAAUGUUUCAAGAUGCUCAAAGAUCUGUCAAUAUGUGUAAUGAAAUUGAUAAAUUUAAACCUCACAUGAGCCUUCUAAAAUCCCUGAGGCAUCAUGGAAUAAAAGCAAAACAUUUUGAAGAUCUUAGCACACGUACUGGCAUAGAAAUAUCAUUCACACGAGCAUUAACUCUCGAGGGUCUACUUACCCUUGGUAUUAUGGAUUUCAAGGACGACAUUAGUGAUGUAUCAGACAUAGCACAAAAAGAAUAUACAAUUGAAUCUACUCUUAAAAAAAUGAUGCAAGAAUGGCAAGAAAUUAAAAUGGAUGUUAUUGAUUAUAAAAAUACUGAUGCUGUUGUUGAUAUUCUUGAUACAUGGGAAUCUAAAUUAAAAUUAACACAAGAAGUUUUAAAUGAAUGGAUUAAUUUACAAAAAUCAUGGAUGUAUUUAGAAGCUGUUUUUACAUCUGAGGAUAUUAGUAGACAGCUUCCUGUUGAAGCAAAAAAAUACAUAACAAUGGAACGUAAUUGGAGAAGAAUUAUGAAACGUGCCAAAGAAAAUCCUCAUAUAUUACAAAUUUGUCCUGAUAAAUCUCUCCUGGAAAGCCUCAAAGAGUGCAUUAGCUUAUUGGAAAUUGUACAAAGAGGCUUAUCAGAUUACCUUGAAACAAAAAGAUCAUUAUUUCCAAGAUUUUUUUUUCUAUCUGAUGAUGAAUUACUAGAGAUACUUGCACAAACAAAAAAUGUACGUGCUGUACAACCACAUUUAACUAAAUGUUUUGAAAAUAUGAAAGAAUUAAAAUUCGUUGAAAUGGUUAUGCGUGAUACACUGAGAUCAAUAAUUUCCGAGGCAUUGCAACUUGUUGAUACUACAGAGAGAAAAACAUGGGUUUACAUCCAAGUGCAGCGUUUAAUGCUCGAAGCUUUAAUAAUAAUUGAAGUUCAUGCUCGAGAUGUUGUUGAAUUACUUAAAAAUAAAAAUGUCUCAACAAUAAAUGAUUUUAAUUGGAUAUCACAAUUGCGAUAUUAUUGGAUAAAUGAAGAGACAAAUUAUAAUAUUAAAAUUCGUGUUGUUAAUGCUGAAUUUCCAUAUGGCUAUGAAUAUUUGGGAAAUAAUGGACGUUUAGUAAUAACAACAUUAACGGAAAGGUGUUACUUGACAUUGUGUGGUGCAUUACAUUUAAAAUUUGGUGGUGCACCAGCUGGACCAGCUGGAACUGGAAAAACAGAAACAACAAAAGAUUUAGCAAAAGCAUUUGCAAUACAAUGUGUUGUAUUUAAUUGUUCUGAUCAAUUGGAUUAUUUAUCAAUGGGAAAAUUUUUUAAAGGACUUGCAAGUGCUGGUGCUUGGGCUUGCUUUGAUGAAUUCAAUCGUAUUGAUAUUGAAGUACUUUCAGUUAUUGCACAACAAAUAUUGACGAUACAAAGAGCUCAACAAUUACGUGCAGAUCGUUUUUUAUUUGAGGGUUACGACAUACCAUUAAAAUCCAUGUGUUCAAUUUUUAUAACAAUGAAUCCAGGCUACGCCGGUCGUACUGAAUUACCUGAUAAUUUAAAAGCUCUAUUUCGUCCAGUUGCUAUGAUGGUGCCUAAUUACUCAUUAAUUGCUGAAAUAUCUCUAUUUUCAUAUGGAUUUAUCAAUGCAAAAGUUCUGGCAAUUAAAAUAACAGCAACUUUUAAAUUAAGCUCGGAACAAUUGAGUACACAGGAUCACUACGACUUUGGUAUGCGAGCAGUUAAAAGUGUAAUUGCAUUUGCUGGUAAAUUAAAUCGUGAAAAUAAUAAUUUAAAUGAAAAUCAAAUAUGCUUGAGAGCUUUAAUGGAUGUUAAUGUACCAAAAUUUUUACGUGAUGAUUUAAUACUAUUUGAAGGUAUUCUUUCUGAUUUAUUUCCUGGUGUAACACAACUUUUAGUUAAUUUUUUAAAACUUUCUAUUUAUUUCUAUUUUUUCUAUUAUGUGGAUAAAGUUAUGCAGCUUUAUGAAACAACAACAGUCAGACAUGGACUUAUGCUUGUUGGUGCAACCGGAUCUGGCAAAACAAAGUGUUAUGAAAUUCUUCAAAAUGCAUGUACAAAUUUACAAGGAAAUUUACAAUCAGAUGAUUCGCCAUUUGUUAAAAUAAAUAAAUUUAUAAUAAAUCCAAAAUCAAUAAGUCUAGGACGUUUAUAUGGUGAAUUUGAUUUGGAUACACAUGAAUGGACUGAUGGUAUACUUCCCUACAUCAUUAGAAAAGAUAUAUCAUUAAAUAACGCUGAAAAAAAAUGGUAUAUAUUUGAUGGACCAGUUGAUGCGCUUUGGAUUGAAAAUUUAAAUACUGUUCUUGAUGAUAAUAAAAAAUUAUGUUUAACAUCUGGAGAAAUAAUAAAACUUCAGACAAAUCAAACAAUUAUAUUUGAAGUUGGUGAUUUAAAAGUUGCAUCACCAGCUACAGUAUCAAGAUGUGGUAUGGUUUACUUGGAUGACGAACUUAUUGGGGUUGAUACAUUUGAUGAAGGAGAUUCUUUUGAUCCUCCUCAAUGGAUCAAAUGGAUUGAUGAUGAUUUGCCAAUUAUCAUUUCACCAAGUACAAAAUUUGCAGAUAUUGAAAUUCCAACGUUGGAUACUGUGAGAAAUUCGGCAUUAAUUGAAUAUUUAUUAAAUUCCGAUAACAAUGUACUGUGUGUCGGACCAACUGGUAGUGGAAAAACACUGACAAUAUCAAGUAAAUUAACAAAAGGAAUGCCAAAAAAAUAUACAUGUAAUUUUAUGACAUUUUCUGCAAAAACAUCAGCAAGUAAAACUCAGAGCAUUCUCGAAUCGAAAUUAGAAAAAAAAAGAGCUGGUGUAUAUGGAGCAUCAGUUUUAAAAAAACAAAUUUUUUUCAUUGAUGAUUUAAAUAUGCCAUUAGUUGAGGUGUACGGUGCUCAACCACCACUAGAAUUACUUCGUCAAUUAUUUGAUUCUGGAGGCUGGUAUGAUUCACAAGAUAUUGGUUCAUUUCGUCAAAUAGUUGAUGUUAAUAUACUUGCUGCAAUGGGACCACCAGGAGGUGGUAGAAAUUUUAUUGAUAAUCGUGUACUUCGUCAUUUUCAUUUUAUAACAUUUCCCGAGAUGGAAAAUAAUACAAAGAUUAAAACACCAAAUUGUCAUGUAUUUUAUGACCAAAUAUUAAAAUCAACUAUUAAUUUAUUUGAUAAAAUAUCACAUCAACUUUUACCAACUCCUGAUAAAUUACAUUAUACAUUCAAUCUUCGAGAUUUGUCACGUAUAUUUCAAGGUAUACUUAUGGCUGAUCCUUCAAAAAUUUACGAAAAGGGAGAUCUUUUGGCAUUGUGGUAUCAUGAGAAUACAAGAAUAAUGGGAGAUCGUUUGGUGAAUACGAGUGACCUGAGUUGGUUCGAUAAUACACUGUGGUCUUGUUUAAUGGAUCAUUUUGGUGAUAUAAGAAAAGAUAGUGUAUUAGGAGAAGGACAACUUUUCUAUGGGGAUUUUUGCAAUAGUUUUGGACAGUAUCAGAGAAUCACUGAUACUCAAAAAAUGGAAACAAUUUUGUAUGAUAUUAUGGAAGAAUACAAUCACUCGUCAGAUGAACCAAUGAAACUUGUACUUUUUGAUGAAGCUAUGAGUCAUAUUUGUAGAAUUAGUAGAAUAUUAAGACAACCAAGGGGUAAUGCUCUUCUUCUUGGUGUUGGAGGUUCAGGACGUCAAAGUUUAGCAAAACUUUCAUCAUUUUUAUGCAAUAAAAGUUGCUUUCAAAUUGAAUCUCGUCGUUCUUAUACUAUCAAUGAUUGGCAUGAUGAUAUAAAAAGCAUUAUGCUCAAAGCUGGCAUUUCUAGUAAUUCAAUAGUAUUUUUAUUUUCCGAUACACAAAUUAAAGAUGAAGUGUACUUGGAGGACAUUCACAAUAUACUUAAUAGUGGAGAUGUUCCAAAUAUUUAUCAGCCCGAUGAAUUAGAUAAAAUAUAUCAAUCAAUGAGAUCAUCUGUUCAAGAAGCUGGACUUCCUAUAAAUAAAACAAAUCUUUAUAAUUAUUAUUUAAAAAAUUUACAAAAUAAUUUACACACUGUCCUUGCAAUGAGUCCAAUUGGUGAUGCAUUUCGUGGAUAUAUUCGACAAUUUCCAGCAUUAAUAAAUUGUUGUGUUAUUGAUUGGUUUCAUCCAUGGUCAGACAAAGCAUUGCAGAGCGUUGCAGUUCGUUUUAUAAAAGACAUUGAUGAUGUACAAAUUGCCAAUGAUACGCUUCAACAAAUAGUUAAUACUUGCCAAUUUAUGCAUUCGAGUACAAUAAAUAUUUGUGAAGAAUUUUAUCAGUUGUUGAACCGUCGAAAUUAUGUAACUCCAGCUAGUUACCUCGAAAUGCUUGCAAAUUAUGGAAAACUUUUGUGUUCACGUAAAAAAGAACUAUUAUCUGGCAUAGAACGUUUGUCUGGAGGUCUUGGAAAAUUAUCAACAACAGAAAUUGAAGUCAAACAAAUGCAAUUGAUGCUUAUUAAAAUGAAGCCAGAACUAGAAUCAAAAAUUAAAAAUGAAGCUGAAAAAGAUUUACGUCAAGUUAAGCCAAUGCUUCAUGCAGCUGAGGCAAGUUUAAAAGCACUAAACAAAAAUGACAUUAUUGAGGUCAAAACAAUGAAACGACCACCACCUGGUGUUGUUCUUGUUAUUGAAGCUGUAUGUAUUAUACCUGGAAAAAUACCAGGUGAAAAAGUUCUUGAUUAUUGGACACCUGGAAGUCAUCUAUUAUCAGAUCCAGGACAUUUUUUAAAAGACCUAACAAAUUUUGAUAAAAAUAAAAUAACCGAAGAUAUGAUUAAUAAAUUAAAAAUUUAUAUAAACAAUCCAUCAUUUGAACCAGAUAAAAUAAUGUUUGUAUCAAAAGCAUGUUAUUCAUUAUGUUUAUGGUUACAUGCAAUGUAUAAUUAUUAUUUUGUUAAUAAAAAAAUACAGCCAAAAAUGUUGGCAUUAAAAACAGCUGAAUUAACAUUACUGGAAACAGAAAAAAAUUUAUUAAUUGCAAUGGAAAAAUUGCAUGAAGUUGAAGAUAAUAUUGAUAAAUUAAAGCAACAAUUAAAUAAUGAAGAAAUUAAAUUAUCAAAAUUGAAAGAUGAUAAAAAAUUGUGUGAGGAUAGAAUGUUAAGAGCUGUACGUCUUAUUGAUGGUCUUGAUGAUGAAAAGAAACGUUGGAUACAAAAUGUUGGAGAUAUUAAAAUUAAUUAUGAUAAUUGUAUUGGUGAUUGUUUAAUAGCAUCUGGUUCAAUUGCGUAUUUAUCACCUUUCAUUGAUUCUUAUCGUUUGAGGCUUUUGCAUUAUUGGAUGAAUAAUUUAGGUGAUAAAGUACCACAUAGUUUUGACUGUAGUCCAGUGUCAAUACUUGGUGAUACAGUUAAAAUUCGUAAUUGGCAAAUUGAUGGAUUACCACGUGAUGUAUAUUCCAUUGAAAAUGCUAUACUUGUUGAAAAUUCUAGACGUUGGCCUCUCUUUAUUGAUCCACAAAGUCAAGCAAACAAAUGGAUAAAAAAAAGUGUAGAUCUUAUUCGUAUUAUUGAAAAUUGUGUGAGAUUUGGAAGAGCUUGUUUAAUUGAAAAUAUUAAUAAUGAAUUGGACAAUGCACUUGAUAGUAUUUUGACAAAAAAUUUUUUUUAUCAUGCUGGUAAAUUGAGUAUUAAAAUUGGUGAUAAUGUUGUUGUUUAUGAUCAAAGAUUUCGUCUUUAUAUUACAACACAAUUGUCAAAUCCUCAUUAUUCACCAGAAAUAUUUGCUAAAUUAUUGAUUGUCAAUUUUUCAUUAACAUCAAGUGGUUUACUUGAUCAAAUGUUAUCAAUAGUAGUUAUGGAAGAACGUCCUGACCUUGAAGCAACACGUAGUGAAUUAAUAGUAUCAUGCGCACAAAUGAAAAAUGAUUUAAAAAAUAUUGAAAAUAGAAUAUUAGAUAGACUCACAACAUCAGAGGGCUCGGCAAUUGAUGAUAUUGAUUUAAUAAAUACCCUUGAAGCAUCAAAAUUUAAAAGUCAAGAAAUUAAAUUAAAAGUUGAUAUAUCUGAAAAAACACAAAUUGACAUUGAUAAUACAAGACUAUAUUAUUUACCAGUUGCUAAUCGUGCACAAUUAUUAUUUUUUUCAAUAAAUGAUUUACGUUUUAUUGAUUUUAUGUAUCAAUAUUCACUUGAAUGGUUUAUCAAUAUAUUUAUAACAAGUGUAUCAAAAACUGAAAAAUCUGAUGACAUUGAAAAACGUGUCAAUUUAAUUAAUGAAAAUUUAACAUAUUUUUUAUUUACAAAUGUUUGUCGUAGUUUAUUUGAAAAACAUAAAUUACAUUUAGCACUUUUAAUUUGUGCUAGAAUAAAAAUUAAUUCAAAUACAAUUGAAUCAAAUGAGUGGAGACAUUUUCUAGCUGGUGAAACACCCUCACAAGAAAAACAAAAUCCAGCAAAGACAUGGCUAAGUGAUCGUCCAGAAAAUAAUAGUCAUUUUGUUGAUAAAUUUAAUUAUGAUGAUUUUCAAAAGUUGUUAUUGAUUAAAUGUUUGAGACCAGAUAGACUUAUAAAUGCAAUACAAAUAUAUGUCAGUAAAUAUCUUGGUAGUAAAUUUAUUGAACCACAAACAACUGAAUUAUCAAUUAUUCAUAAAGAAUCAUCAUCAACUGUUCCAAUUGUAUUUAUAUUGUCAAGUGGAACUGAUCCAGCUGCUGAAUUAUUUAAAUAUGCUGAAAAAAUUGGUAUGGCUAAAAAACUAGAAACAAUAUCACUUGGACAAGGACAAGGACCACGUGCUGAGCUUAUGCUUCAGCAAUCAGUUGAAAAUGGAAAUUGGGUUUUCUUUCAGAAUUGCCAUUUAGCACCAAGCUGGAUGCCAAAAUUGGAAAAUUUAGUUGAAUCAUUUCCUGAUAAUACACAUAAAGGUUUUCGUUUGUGGUUAACAUCAACUCCAACUACAAAUUUUCCAUCAAGUAUUUUAGAAAAUUCAAUAAAACUAACUGUUGAACCACCGCGUGGAAUAAAAGCCAAUAUGAUGAGAGCAUAUGUCAAUCAAGUAGCUGAAAUGCAAGAUAUAUUUAAAUCAGAAAAUAUUAAAACCCAAAAUUUUAAAUCUUUAUUAUUUUCACUUUGUUUAUUUCAUUCUGUUUUACUUGAACGACGAAAAUUUGGAUCACUGGGUUUUAAUAUUCCAUAUGAAUUUUCAGAGGGUGAUUUGAAAAUUUGCAUAUCACAAUUGUAUAUGUUUGUAAUGGAAUAUCCAAGUAUUCCUUUUGAGGUACUUACUUAUACUGCUGGACAAAUAAAUUAUGGUGGAAGAAUAACAGACGAUUGGGAUCGUAGAUGUAUAAUGACAAUUCUUCAUGAUUAUUAUAAAAAAGAAUCUCUUGUUUCAGGAUAUAAAUUUGAUCCUAAUGGACAUUAUUGUCAGCUGUCAACUGAUCAACCUGAUACGUGUACGUUAUUUGAGUACCUCGAGUAUAUUCGUACUUUACCACUGAAUGAUGAUCCUUCAAUUUUUGGUCUUGACAUGAAUGCAGAUAUUAGUUAUGCAAGUGCUGAGGCGUAUUCAUGCUUAGACACAUUAUUGAUGCUUCAACCAAAAAUAAUUGAUGACUCUUCAAUUAACGUCAAUGAAAAUAUUGUUUUAUUAGUAGAAAAUAUUAUUAAUAAAAUUCCACAGUUAUUUAAUAUUGAAGAUAUUCAAAAAAAAUAUCCUGUACUUUAUGAAGAAUCAUUUAACACUGUCAUUCAACAAGAAGCUAAACGAUAUAAUUCCUUGAUUAAAAUAUUAUCCAUUAAUUUAUCUGAUUUAUUAAAAGCACUUAAAGGACAAACAACAAUGACUGAACAACUUGAAUCAACAUCAGACAGUUUAUUCAAUAAUAAAGUUCCAAAGUUGUGGCUAAAUCGUGGCUAUCCAUCAUUAAAACCACUUGGUGCAUGGAUAAUUGAUUUUGUUGAAAGAAUAAAUUUUAUGAAACGUUGGAUUGCAUCUGGUAUUCCAGCUGCAUUUUGGAUAUCUGGUUUUUAUUUUCCCCAGGCAUUUAUCACUGGAACAUUACAAAAUUAUGCAAGAAAAUAUAAAUUGUCAAUUGAUCAAAUUGACUUUUCAUUCGAGGUAUUAAAAAAUAUUCCAACGUCAAAGCCAAAAGAUGGUUGUGUUGUUUAUGGAUUAUUUUUAGAGGGAUGUCGUUGGAAUGGAAUGAGUUUAGAUGUAUCUCAACCUAAAGAGUUACAUACAGAAAUGAAGCCAAUUUUAUUAUUACCUGUAAUGAAUACAGUUAUUGACGAACAAGGACAUUAUGAUUGUCCAGUUUAUAAAACUCUUACACGAUCAGGAACAUUAAGCACAACUGGGCAUUCAACAAAUUUUGUUUUAUCUAUGAAAAUACCCAGCAGAGAAUCACAAUCAUUUUGGAUUAAAAGAGGUGUUGCUCUUAUUUGUGCUCUUGAUUACUAAAAUAGUUAUAUAUUUUUAAACUAAAUAAAUUAUUAUUUAACAAAAAAAAAUAACAAACUUAAUGAUAAAAUAAAUAAUCAGCAUUUUUUGUU
This is a messenger RNA of Aphidius gifuensis, 10265 nucleotides long. Its product is annotated as dynein axonemal heavy chain 1-like. Gene Ontology annotation, cellular component: dynein complex. Lineage: Eukaryota; Metazoa; Arthropoda; Insecta; Hymenoptera; Braconidae. Gene Ontology annotation, biological process: microtubule-based movement. Gene Ontology annotation, molecular function: dynein intermediate chain binding; ATP binding; dynein light intermediate chain binding. The record is from RefSeq and is a predicted model, not a curated record. The coding region runs from base 1 to 10173 and encodes 3390 amino acids. The transcript is spliced from 51 exons.